Molecule: messenger RNA, 889 nt
Organism: Leptopilina boulardi
Lineage: Eukaryota; Metazoa; Arthropoda; Insecta; Hymenoptera; Figitidae
Exons: 4
Coding region: 71-874 (267 amino acids)
Source: RefSeq, a predicted model, not a curated record
AAAUAUAGUGGACACCAGAGGGUAGAGGAUUCUAUAAAUUUUAAUUUCAAAUUAAACCUGAUCAUUUAAAAUGUCGCUGAAUGAGGAAGAAUUUUCUCAAAAUUGUGAUGGUUCAUCUCUUUCUCAGCAUGCAGAAAAACAAGAUUCUGUUGUGAAUAUGAGCAUUGAUAAACCACAACCCGAUUGCUCAGGGGAAAAUAUUGAGGAGAACGAUCAUACAGAAAAUACUAACGCUGACGAAGAAAUAAAUGGAGAAAUUGGAUCCGAACAGACAAAAGCGUUAAAUGAAAAUCAAAAAACUUCUCGAAGUAAGAAUCCUCAUAUAGAUAUGGAUAUUGACGAGCUAGUUGAAACUAUAAAAGAUUGUUUAAUCCUCACUGCGCGUAGCUUUGAACGAAAACUGAUAAAAAAAGUUACCAAAAAAUUGAGUGAAAUUGAAACUACUUUUGGGAAAAAUGUCAAUACGCCAUUAUUAUUUGAUUUAAAAGAUAAAAUUGAGGUAUUAGAAGUUGCCUUACCAAUGGACGAUCCAGAAGUCUUCACUGCUUUUGACUUAGAAGUGUCGGGAAGUCCGGAAAAAAUAGAAGCACUGAAAUCAAUAAUGUCAGUUUCCGCUCGACGAUCUGCAAACCUGAAAGAAGCUAUACCAAACAUUUUAAAAACAUUGAUUGCAAAACCCAUUCAACAAUCAUACAGCGCUCUUGGAAGAGGAAAAAAUAAUUUGGCAUUCAAUGAAACAUUUACUUACAAGACAAUGAGAGAUGUACUCUUGGAUUUUUUCAACGGCACUAUUUCAGAGUCACAAAUAAGCAGUGAAUUAAGCACUUGGUUGGGACGAGCUGUUGAUCGUGAAGGAGGCCGAAAGGAACGUUGAUUACUUACACUAUAU